AUGAAUAUCCUUCGCCCCUUGUCUCCAUCUUUCAUUCGUUCUAUGAUUCUCCUUUCUACCCUUCUUUUUACUACCUGUCUCUUGUCUCAUUUGAUUGGCUUUGAUCCCUACCUUAUUAUGGAGAGGGUCAAAGGUUCUUUUUUCCUCCAAGCCUUACGUGCUCUUUUUAGGCUCUUUGGUUUUGAAGUGCCUAUCUGCUGCCUUCUUCUUUCGCUCCUCGCUUUGGUUGGCGGUUGCAGCAGCUUGCACAUGGAUGAUAAUUCCGCUGGAGGAAGGGGCUUCAGUUUGACUGAUUUAUUUUCCGAUUUAUUUGGAAGCAGUUCCCCUGCAAAUUCCGAAGCCGGUCUCAACCAACCGGCCCCGGACUCUCCCAACCCUGGUGAACCCGCAGAGCCUCCUAUUGCUGAGCCUUAUCAUCCGUUACAGGAGGAUGGAGAGAGGCUAAGGGAGCUCAAUGAGCGCCUUUCCUUCUAUACUUUCGGGUGUCCCCUGCCCGAGCAUAUUUCCUCCGAUAUUCUCGAGGCUCAAUUCCAAACGGAACUAAAGAUAGAGGAAGCCCUUCGUUCAGACAGAGUGCAAGACGCGUCUCUUUUUGAGAAAAGGCACCAGAUUAGGGGGGAACUCUUCUAUCCGUUUGGGAAGCCAUUAUCCUUGGACACUUACUUAGACCACCUAUCUCAAAUAGAAAACUAUGGGACCCACCGCAGCCUGCCUUAUAAAAGGGUUUUGAAAGCGAUUGCUCGGCAGGACUUAGCGCUGGUCUUUGACUCAAUCAAAAGAAAGAGAUACUGGUAG
Capsicum annuum is the source of this 795-nucleotide messenger RNA. Lineage: Eukaryota; Viridiplantae; Streptophyta; Magnoliopsida; Solanales; Solanaceae. The record is from the annotation of a RefSeq genome assembly.